GCUUGUUUGUUGCAUUGCUCAAUACAAACCAAACUCACACACUAUGCUGGCUGUAUCAUCGCGCCACAUUCUCACCCUUGCCGCUCGGCGUCGGCUUGCGCAAUCCGCUUCAUCGUUCCGCCCAAGCAGUGCAAUUCAACCCCAGCCCAGUCGCGGGUUUGCCUCGCUGUCUGACGGCGGCAUUGCUUCCAUUGCCUCAUCACCCAAGCUGGUCGACCCUGCAACGGGCCUCGUGCGCUGGGCUGACGGGUUUACGCGCUCGCACAUCGCUGGCCAGCAGGCAGGCGCGCCUCCGCUCCUGUUCCACACGAUUGGCCAGGAGCUCGACCGCGCCGCUUCGACUGCCCGCGACAACAACCCAGACGCCACUGCCCUCGUCGUCGUGCACCAGGGCGUCCGCUGGUCCUGGCGCCAACUUCAAACCUACGCUGAUGAUCUUGGAGCGCGAUUGCUCACAACGCUCAAGCUGCAGCCGGGAGACCGCGUCGGAGCCUGGUUGCCGAAUUGCUGGGAGUAUCUGCUGCUGCAAUUGGCGUGCGCCAAGGCGGGUCUGGUGCUUGUCACGGUCAACCCGGCGUACACGGGCAGUGAACUCGCCUUUUCGGUCAAUUUGGUGGAUAUGCGCGCGUUGGUGCUUCCGCCGGUUGUUGGCAAGGUCGACUUUUUGGCGCGGUUUGAAGACGCGUGUGCUGCUGCUGCGCCGCCCGUCAAGAACGCGUCGUCAACAAGCUCCCACCAGAUCCGUCCGAAGUACGCAAGCAUGCCAGGGCUGCAACAUGUGCUGUACACGAGUGGCACGUCCAAUGCCAAUACGCGCGCAAAUGCGCUCGGCUUUCUGCCUUUCGACUCUGUUGCUCCCCGAGCGGUCGACCAGUCUGCCCCGCUCGACGCCCACCACCUUCUCUUGACCGACGUCGUCAAGAACCCGCACCACUGCGUCAACAUCCAGUUCACCAGUGGCACCACUGGCAAGCCCAAGGCCUCCACCCUGUCGCACUUUAACAUUUUGAACAAUGGCGCAAUGGUUGGGCAUUAUCUCCGCCAAACCCCCGCAGAUCGCGUUUGCAUUCCCGUCCCGCUCUAUCAUUGUUUUGGCAUGGUCAUGUCGAAUCUUGCGUGCCUGACCCACCGCUCCGUCAUGGUGUACCCCUCGCCAAACUUCGACCCAGAGGCGGCACUUCGAGCCGUGCUGGACGAAAAGUGCACCAUUCUGCACGGCGUGCCGACAAUGUUCCUUGCCAUGCUCAACAACCCGCUGGCCGCCUCGGGCGACUUGAGCCGCCUGAGGACUGGCAUUAUGGCCGGGUCCAUUUGCCCGGCAGAGAUCAUGAACCGCGUGCGAAGCAACCUCCAUGUUCCCGGCAUUACGAUUUGCUACGGCAUGACCGAAACGAGCCCAGUGUCGAUGCAGACUGGGCACGACGACAGCGUUGAAGACCGCCUCCACACCGUCGGCCAGAUUCACCCGCACCUGGAAGUGAAGGUCGUGGAUCCAAUCACGCUCAAGACGGUGCCAAUCGGCGCCCCAGGCGAGCUGCUCACUCGAGGCUACUCGGUCAUGAAGGGCUACUGGGCCAAUCCGACUGCCUCGCGCGAGUCCAUCAUUGACGAUGCCACCGUCGACGCGGACGUGAGCGGCCGCCCUGCUCCAAUCUUCCCCACAGCCGAAACGGUUCAGUCCAUCCAGGAGGCCAACGCAGCAGACCCGGAUCCGUGCAAGGUGCCUGGCCUGCUGCAAAACCUCGACUUGCGCGGUUGGAUGCGCACCGGCGAUCUUGCGACGAUUGACAACCGAGGCUACGGCAAGAUUGUUGGCCGCAUCAAGGACAUGAUCAUUCGCGGCGGCGAGAACAUUUUCCCUCGUGAAAUCGAAGACCACCUCUUUUCGCACUCCCUGGUGCAAAAUGUGGCUGUUGUUGGCUUGCCGGACGAGCACUAUGGUGAGAAAGUGUGCGCCUGCAUCAUCAUCAAGGACGGCACUGCCGCGGAUUGGCUCCGUUCCGCCGGCGGCGCUGCCAAAGAGCACCACGCCUUGGACGACGCAGCGAUUGUCGCCAAGCACCACCAUCUGAUCGAGUCCGAGCUCCGAUCGCAUUGCUCCAAGCACCUCGCGCGGUUCAAAGUCCCCAAGCACAUGCGCAUCAUGCCUCAUUUCCCACUCACCGUGACAGGAAAGAUCCAAAAGUUUAUGCUUCGCGAUCAGAUGCAUGCCGAGUUCCAACGCGAUUCUUGAGAGUCGUGUCCAAGUUUGUGUGUGUGUGUGUGUGUGCCGAUGUGCGGUGUCUGUUCGUACUACUCAGUUGCCUUUUUACCUCUGUUGAGCAAUCGAUCCGAUCCAUCAAGACGCACAUUGUAACGGCGUGAAUACAUUUUUGGAGGAGGGGG
This is a messenger RNA of Capsaspora owczarzaki ATCC 30864, 2385 nucleotides long. RefSeq names its product AMP-dependent synthetase and ligase. The record is from RefSeq and is a predicted model, not a curated record. The transcript is spliced from 3 exons. Gene Ontology annotation, molecular function: medium-chain fatty acid-CoA ligase activity. The coding region runs from base 44 to 2233 and encodes 729 amino acids. Gene Ontology annotation, biological process: fatty acid metabolic process. Lineage: Eukaryota; Filasterea; Ministeriida; Capsasporidae.